AUGGCACCAGCAAGCCAGACUACCUACCAGAAGGACGAGAGAGUACUCUGUUUUCAUCAUGAGAUUCUUUACGAGGCGAAAAUCCUCGAUCUUCGACACACGGAUGCAGAUGAUCGAAAGAGCCCGUACGAGUAUCUAGUCCAUUACAAAGGCUGGAAGAACACGUGGGAUGAUUGGGUACCCCAGGAUCGCCUGCGCAAAUUUACGGAGGAGAAUAGAGAGUUGGCGACUACCCUUCGUCGUGAAGCUGAGGCUGCGCUUCGCCAGAAGACCACGAAACCCUCUGUCAAGAAGAGGGGAGGCUCCGACCGCAGUUCCGCCCGGGGUAGCGAGGAGAGACAAACAUCUGUUCCUGGCCGAGGGACGAAACGGGCUAGAGAUGUCGAUGUUGAAAAGGAGGAAAAUUUCUAUACUCGGCCAUCAGUCAGAAUUGUGAUGCCCGACAAUCUCAAAUCGCUCCUUGUCGAUGAUUGGGAAAAUGUCACUAAGAACCAGCAAGUGGUGGCGUUGCCAGCCAAGAGCUCGGUUAAUCAGAUCUUGGACGACUAUCUCAAGGAGGAGAAGCCCAAGCGCACUGGCACAUCCGACUCGGAUGUGCUGGAAGAAGUAAUCAUGGGCGUGCGCGAUUAUUUCGACAAGUCUCUGGAUAAGAUUCUUCUUUACAGGUUUGAACGGGAGCAGUAUCGCGUCCUUCGCAAAAGAUGGGAAUCUGAAACUGCAGACAAAGGGCCCCUUGACAUCUACGGUGCAGAACACUUGACACGACUUUUUGCCACGAUGCCGGAGCUCAUUGCGCAAACAAAUAUGGACCUUCAGUCCACAAAUAGACUCCGCGAGGAGCUUUCGAAAUUUACGAUCUGGCUGAGCAAGAAUUCUGAUAACUAUUUUGCAACACGUUACAUGACCGCAAGCAAUGAGUACAUUGAGAAAUCUCGCGGCGUUCCCAACCCAACUCCUGGGACUGCUACCUCGCGCCUUGUCUGA
Aspergillus mulundensis is the source of this 984-nucleotide messenger RNA. Its product is annotated as MRG family protein. The record is from RefSeq and is a predicted model, not a curated record. The transcript has 4 exons. Gene Ontology annotation, cellular component: Rpd3S complex; NuA4 histone acetyltransferase complex; nucleus. Gene Ontology annotation, biological process: regulation of DNA-templated transcription; chromatin organization. The coding region runs from base 1 to 984 and encodes 327 amino acids. Lineage: Eukaryota; Fungi; Ascomycota; Eurotiomycetes; Eurotiales; Aspergillaceae.